AUGCCCUUCAAGGACGCCCUCGACGAAUGCUACCCUCACAUCCUUGACGAUAUUGUCGACUACAGCGAGUACGCGGCCCAUAUCCCGCUCUACAAUGUCAACCACUACUGUCGCAACCGGAUCGACACUCACCAGGCCAAGCACCUAGUCUGGGACGAUGGGCUCUUCACCAAGACCCUCGACGGCCAAUACGUCCGACCCCUCAACCCCCUCCUGGCCGCACGCCUGCCCGCGGCUCUGACUAUCAAUGAACUCCUUUCGGAGCAGCGCGCUCAUCUCGACCUGUUCCGAAUUACCCACAUUAUGUUCAGGUUGAAGCCCCCGCGCAGUAGUCGGGUUGGCCCUCCCUUUAAGCAGCUGCCUCCAUCGCCCCAGCUCCAGAACCUACUGGCCAUCAACCAGGUUUUCGACAUCUACGAAAAGCGGAACGGGGAGGACGACUGUCUCAUCAGCUUUCCCAUCAAGCCGUCUGUACUCCGCUUCUGGCCUGUGGUCCGCAACAUCGCCUGGCGCGCUACGACCUAUAACGUUGGCCAAAUUGACACGCUCGUCAUCCUCCCCGCCCGUGUCACUCCCAAGUCUCCUGUCAAGGCACCCCGCUAUACUCUUUGCCUUGGAAUUGACGAGGUCACGCCGUUUAUUAGCGUCAUAUCGGCCAACCGCAUCGUGCUCCACCUCCGCGAUAACUCGCUCCACCUUCUCGGGGACGUGCUGGGAACUUCCGCCAUUGAGGGCACAGACAUUGUGCUGAUCGCUAGCGGCUGGAAGAUGGGCGGAAUCACCACCUUCAAUGGGUUCGCCUACCUGCUCUGGAUGAUUGUUGAUAGCAUGAACGACAAACAGUCUAUCACCCUUGUUGACGACCAGGUACAGGUUUCCAAGCGGACGCUAAAGACCCUCCGCCAGAAGACCGGGGUGCCCGGCCUUGAGUCGACUGUGCUUGCGGACAUUUUCAAGGACGUUUUGGACAGCAUUACCUCCAGGUCGGUGCCUAAGUUCCGCGCGGUCUCUGUGGCUGAAUAUGAGGCGGAGCUGGGCGAGGAGCGCUUCGCCCUCGAGAUGGGAAACUAG
This is a messenger RNA of Cutaneotrichosporon cavernicola, 1071 nucleotides long. RefSeq lists its product as uncharacterized. The coding region runs from base 1 to 1071 and encodes 356 amino acids. NCBI's taxonomy places the organism in Eukaryota, Fungi, Basidiomycota, Tremellomycetes, Trichosporonales, Trichosporonaceae. The record is from RefSeq and is a predicted model, not a curated record. The transcript has a single exon.